Ziziphus jujuba (common jujube) is the source of this 2134-nucleotide messenger RNA. Its product is annotated as alcohol acyl transferase 1 allele GSa-like. Bases 63 to 1442 code for a protein of 459 amino acids. The record is from RefSeq and is a predicted model, not a curated record. NCBI's taxonomy places the organism in Eukaryota, Viridiplantae, Streptophyta, Magnoliopsida, Rosales, Rhamnaceae. The transcript has 2 exons. Gene Ontology annotation, molecular function: acyltransferase activity, transferring groups other than amino-acyl groups.
UAGGACUUAUCUCCAAAUACAUAAAAAUCAAUUCCUGGUCUUUUCCUACUAUAUACUUUUCCAUGGCAAUAUCAUCAUCAUUACCAUGCUUAGCAUUUCAUGUGAAACGUUGUAAACCAGAACUAGUUGUCCCCUCAAAACCAACGCCUUAUGAAGUAAAGUACCUCUCGGACAUUGAUGACCAAGAGGGCUUAAGAUUUCAAGUUCCACUUCUAUGGUUUUACAAGAAUAAUAACAACAGAAAUAAUGCUACUCCUUCAAUGGAAUUGGGAAAAGACCCUGUUAAGGUUAUUAGGGAAGGACUUGGUGAGGCACUGGUUUAUUACUAUCCACUUGCCGGUAGACUUAUGGAAGGUUAUAAUAGGAAGCUUAUAGUGGAAUGCAACGGCAAAGGGGUUUUGUUCAUUGAGGCUGAUGCUGAUAUUAGCCUUGACCAAUUGGGUGAUAGAAUUCAACCUCCAUGUUCAUUUCUUGAUGAGUUUCUUUGUAAUGUUUCAGGAUCUGAGGGUAUUCUUGGUAGUCCAUUGUUUUUAAUUCAGGUGACUCGUUUGGCAUGUGGAGGUUUUGUUUUGGCGUUGCGGUUUAACCACACAAUAUGCGAUGCAUUUGGAGUGUUUCAGUUCUUGAAAACAAUAGCAGAGAUGGCAAAUGGAGCAGAGGAGCCUUCUAUUCCACCAGUAUGGCAGAGGGAGCUCUUAUCUGCUCGAAACCCACCUCGAGUUACUUGCAUACACCAUGAAUUUCAACAAGCAAUGACUGGUAAGGUGAACUUGGACCAAACCAAUCUGGUCCAACGCUCUUUCUUCUUUGGUCCUAAACAAAUGAUGGCCAUCCGAGCUCAUCUUCCUCCAAAACUUGGCUCUUUUUCCCGGUAUGAGUUACUAACAGCUUGUCUAUGGAGAUGUCGAACACUUGCGCUGAAACUUGACCCACAAGACGUUGUUCGAGUUUCAUGCUUAGUGACUGCUAGAGGCAGGAACCGCGGUCCAAAUCUGCCUUUAGGGUACUAUGGCAAUGCAUUUGCAUAUCCAGCUGCAGUUUCAAAAGCCGGAGUUUUAUGCAAAAACUCGUUGGGAUAUGCAGCGGAGUUGGUGAAGAAAGCAAAAGCCGAAAUGAGUCAAGAGUACAUAAGAUCCGUAGCAGAUCUUAUGGUCAUCAAAGGAAGACCACCUUAUAUAGAAAAAGGGAAUUUUCUUGUUAGUGAUAUGACAAACGCUCGGUUAGGAGAUGUGGAUUUUGGUUGGGGUUUGCCUGAAUAUGCUGGACCUGCCAUGGCUUUCCCUCGGAUUAGCUUCUAUGUGAAGUAUAGAAACAAACGUGAAGAUGGGAUUUUGGUACCAAUUUGCUUGCCUUUUUUGGCCAUGGAAAGGUUUCAAAAAGAGCUUAUGGCAAUGACUCAAGAGGAAAAACCUAAAGCCAUUAAAAUUACAUCCACACUUUAAUAAGACAAAAAAUGAGCUUCUUUAAUAUUGCAGAGAUAAUUUUCAAAGGGUCUGGGUCAUAUGUAAAAAACUUUGCUUGUUUGUUUAUAUAUAUAUAUAUAUAUAUUAAUAAUUUAGAUGUUUGCUAAUCAGUGCUAGCAAGCUUCUUCAUAGAUAUAAGAAAUAACUAGGUAUUGUUUUAUUUUGUUUUUCUCUGUAUUAAAAAUAUAAAUUAUGGUAUAAUAAACCAUGCAAUGUUUAGCAAAAUAUUGUUAUGUCUUCUGCCAAAAUUUUUUCCUGCCUUGGAGGACAAUAUAGGAAAGUGAUGUAUACCCCAAAAAUAGAAGCCGAGUAAAAAAAAAACUAUAUACGAACAAAAAACACGGAGAAGGCGAAUUAGUUUUGUUUGUUGAGUGUGAUGAAUGGAAAAGAAAUUGUCAAAGCAAUUAACAAUUUACUUUUUCGAGAGAAACAGUAAUUAAUAAUUUGAAGGUGCACUUGGUAAGGCACUGGUGAUUUACUACCCGUUUACUGGCAGACUUAUAGAAGGUAAUAACAGGAAGCUUAUUGUGGAUUGCAAUGGCAAAGGGCUUUUGUUCAUUGAAGCCGAUGCUGAUUUUAGUCUUCACAAAUUGGGUGAUAGAAUUCUAAAUCCAUGUCCAUUCCUGGAUGAAGUUCUAUAUAAUGUUUUAAGAUCUGAUGAUAUUAUUGGU